GCGGGGGCAGCGCGUCCGGGCUGCUGAAAACCUGGUCCGCUACCCAACACGCCUGGGUUCACUUCCAGCGCCUCGGGAUCGCCUACAAAAGAAAAGGCGACCAUGAACCGGAGUCAGAGCACGCGACCACCCCCUGGCACUGAACCUGGGGAGGCUGCCUGGCCCCGUGGGAGGGCGCCCUCACCGAGAAGCUCCUUAGCACAGAGAUGGCCAGCCUCUUCCAUGCUCCUGGCUUUUUCAUCAGGUCCUAGCAGGCUGGCUUUAUUUGUGGGGGAUGAUUGAAAAAAUUGAGGGUGAAGACUAAGGACCCUUUGCACAUAAAUGCAUAAUACCCUCUCUUUCUUUGUUCUUUCUUUACAGUAGCUUCCAGUCACGACGUGGAAAAAAAAAAAAACCAAACAAAACCAAAACCUGAUUGCUCUGCCCUGGGAAAUUGUAACCCUGACCAAUACACCUGCUUGCAGGGAACAGAGGAAUUCUACUAGAAAUACCUUGGAGGAAAUUUUGACUACUACUUAUUCUAGGAUAAUGCCAGAAAAGAUUGUAGCUCCAAUUGUGAUUCUUAAAAUUACUGUUAAAAUUUAUUCACUUCCUGGGACUUGCCUGGUGGUGCAGUGGUUAAGACUCCAUGCUCCCAAUGCAGGGGGCCCAGGUUCUAUCCCUGGUCAGGGAAAUAGGCCCCACAUGCAUGCUGCAACUAAGGAGCCCACAUGCCGCAACUAAGCUGGCAAGCUGCAACUAAGGAGCCCACAAGACGCAACUAAGGAGCCCACGAGCCACAACUAAGGAGCCCACCUGCCGCAACUAAGACCUGGCACAACCAAGAGAUGUGAUGGAGCUGCUUGAAGAAGAUCUCACGUGCCCAAUUUGCUGCAGUCUGUUUGACGAUCCUCGAGUUUUGCCUUGCUCGCAUAACUUUUGCAAAAAAUGCUUAGAAGGGAUCUUAGAGGGGAAUGUGCGGAAUUCAUUGUGGAGAUCAUCUCCAUUCAAGUGCCCCACAUGCCGCAAGGAAACUUCAGCCACCGGGGUCAGUAGCCUGCAGGUUAAUUACUCCCUGAAGGGUAUUGUGGAAAAGUAUAACAAGAUCAAGAUCUCUCCCAAAAUGCCAGUGUGCAAAGGACACUUGGGGCAGCCUCUCAACAUUUUCUGCCUGACUGAUAUGCAGCUGAUUUGUGGGAUCUGUGCUACUCGUGGUGACCACACCAAGCAUGUCUUCUGUUCUAUCGAAGAUGCCUAUGCUCAGGAAAGGGAUGCCUUUGAGUCCCUCUUCCAGAGCUUUGAGACCUGGCGUCGGGGAGAUGCUCUUUCUCGCUUGGAUACCUUGGAAACUAGCAAAAGGAAAUCUCUACAGUUGCUGACUAAAGAUUCAGAUAAAGUGAAGGAGUUUUUUGAGAAGUUACAACACACAUUAGAUCAAAAGAAGAAUGAAAUCCUUUCUGACUUUGAGACCAUGAAACUUGCAGUUAUGCAGGCCUAUGACCCAGAGAUCAACAAACUCAACACCAUCUUGCAGGAACAACGAAUGGCCUUUAACAUUGCUGAGGCUUUCAAAGAUGUGUCAGAACCCAUCAUAUUUCUGCAACAGAUGCAGGAGUUCAGGGAGAAAAUAAAAGUCAUCAAGGAAACUCCUUUGCCUCCCUCUAAUUUGCCCUCAAGCCCUUUAAUGAAGAACUUUGAUACCAGUCAGUGGGAAGACAUAAAACUAGUAGAUGUGGAUAAACUUUCUUUGCCUCAAGACACUGGCACAUUCAUUAGCAAGAUUCCUUGGAACUUUUAUCUGUUAUUUGUGGUAAUCAUUCUGCUGGGCUUUCUCAUUUUCUUCAGUCCUACCAUAUUCCUAGAAUGGUCUUUAUUUGAUGAAAUCACAACUUGGAAAGACAAUCUUUCAAACUUUAGUUCCUACCUGACUAAAUCAGCUGAUUUUGUAGAACAAUCAGUUUUCUACUGGGAACAGUUGGCAGAUGGGUUUUUCAUUUUCAGUGAAAGAUUAAAGAAUUUCACUUUGGUGGUGCUGAACAAUGUGGCAGAAUUUGUGUGCAAAUAUAAACUGUUAUAAAAUCUGUUUGAAGUACAUAGUUCUGUGUCUUUUGUUAGAAGUUUGUCAGAAUACAGAGUGGUAGUUCAGAUUUGGUCAAGAUUCCAGUCAGAUAUUUUCCUCCACAAGUAUUCCUUUCAAAAACAAUGUCCUACACAUGUUGUUGAAAUUAGGUAGUAUAAAGAUAAAAGUGAAAUUUAAUAGUGUAGUCCUGAGCCCUCCUUCCUUUUUAAAGUGCUUUUGAAAUAAGCAUCCUACCCCUAAUACUGGUUGUGUUUAUGCUAUGAAAAAAGGGGAUGUGAGAGAGUACAUGAUUUAAUAUUGAUGAGGUAGUGUAAUAAUGAUUGUUCUUAAGCAUGUAAUAAAGACUACUCUUGUAAAGCAA
This is a messenger RNA of Lagenorhynchus albirostris (white-beaked dolphin), 2420 nucleotides long. It is a transcript of the gene TRIM13, whose product is annotated as tripartite motif containing 13. Gene Ontology annotation, molecular function: zinc ion binding. Bases 833 to 2056 code for a protein of 407 amino acids. The record is from RefSeq and is a predicted model, not a curated record. Gene Ontology annotation, biological process: positive regulation of canonical NF-kappaB signal transduction; innate immune response; positive regulation of macroautophagy. The transcript has 4 exons. NCBI's taxonomy places the organism in Eukaryota, Metazoa, Chordata, Mammalia, Artiodactyla, Delphinidae.